AAGGCAGCACGGGCUGCAAUCGGUGCGGGGCGCUUGCUUUUGCCAAGGCUGCACAGUGUCGCUCGCCACUGAGCGCUGACACCAGCCCCAAAGCGGUUCGAACCCAGCCCGGGUCGCGACGGCAGCGGCCAUAGCGCGAGGCGGCUCCUGGACUUGUUGCAGCAGGAGAGCUGCAGAAAUAGCUUCACAUUUCCUCCGUGCUUUUCUGACGUAUAUCCAUGCCAUUGGAAAGUGUCCAGAUCAUGUAAAUGAGUAUCAGUUCGAGGAAUAAAUUCAUGUUUUCGCCACUUGGACCAUCAUCCUCUUCAAUACUUGUGAUGUUGGAAUAAUCAAGACAUAUUUCUGGGUUUUUAAUCUUUUGGCAACUCCACAACUGCCACGCAAUGAGAAGACAUAUCAUGAUACUUGUCACAUUGUACGUGAUCCUUCACCUGCUCCAUCUUUCGUAUUCUGACCUUGUGAUUCCAAGGACUGUGAGGAAAUAUGGAGAGGUGUCUUUGGUUACUUUUUCUGUUACUGGGGUGUCAAAUUACUCUACACUGUUGCUUAAUGAAGAUCAAGGAGUGUUGUAUGUGGGUGCCCAGGAAGCCAUCUUUGCUGUGAACAUGUCAGACAUUUCGGAUAAAAAACAUGAGGUCUUCUGGAAAGUCUCAGAAGAGCAACAAAGUAAAUGUGCUGCUAAAGGGAAAUCCAAAGAGACUGAAUGCUUGAACUACGUACGAAUCUUGCACGAAUAUGACGAUGAAAGACUCUAUGUGUGUGGGACUUUUGCAUUUCAACCAACUUGUGAUUACCUUUCGAUUAAGAGUUUUACUCUGCAACAGAGAAAUGAGGAAGGCAAGGGCAAAUGUCCAUUUGAUCCUGCUCAAAAAUACACCUCCAUAAUGGUUGAUCACGAGCUUUACUCGGGAACAGCAUACAAUUUUCUAGGAAGUGAGGCUGUCAUUCUACGGGGUAAUUUAAGGACGGACUAUUCAAUACCCUGGUUAAAUGAGCCGAGUUUUGUUUAUUCGGACGUAAUAAGAGAGAGUGAAAGCAACUUGGAUGGUGGUGAUGAUAAGAUCUAUUUCUUCUUCACUGAAGUAUCUGUUGAAUAUGAAUUUUAUAGUCGCAUUCUUGUGCCAAGAAUAGCUCGAGUGUGCAAGGGUGACCAAGGAGGAUUAAGAAUUCUGCAAAAAAGAUGGACAUCAUUUCUUAAAGCUCGGCUGGUUUGCUCUCAGCCUGGGUCCAAUUUUGUCUUCAACGUCAUUCAGGAUGCAUUUAUUUUAAAAUCUCCAAAUUGGAAGGAGACAGUGUUUUAUGGUGUAUUUACAUCACAAUGGACUAAUUUGGAAGUGUCAGCAGUCUGCAGCUUUAACAUGUCCAAAGUGGAGGAGGUCUUCUCCACAGGAAAGUUCAUGCAAAGUGCCACCUUUGACCAGUCCCAUGUAAAAUGGGUCAGAUUUGGAGGAUCGGUUCCAGAGCCGCGUCCUGGCUCAUGCAUAAACAAUGAGGCGAGAGCUUUGAAUUUCAAUAACUCACUCAUGUUGCCAGACAAAACUCUCCAGUUUGUUAAGGAUCACCCUCUGAUGGCAGACACUGUUAAACCAAUUGGGAAUAGCCCUAAAUUGGUAAAGAAAAAUGUCAACUAUACACAGAUUGUUGUGGACAGAGUUAGAGCACUUGAUAACCUCCAGUAUGAUGUCAUGUUUAUUGGCACGGAUAAAGGAUUGUUGCAUAAAGCGAUUAACUUUGACAAUGAAAUGCAUAUAAUUGAAGAACUGUCUAUUUUUUCUGGUUCUGAACCUGUACAGACAUUGCUCUUGUCCAAAGAGGACAGAAAGUAUAUCUAUGCAGGGUCUCAUUCAGGAGUAGUUCAAAUUCCUGUUGCGUUUUGUGAAAAAUAUAAAACCUGCACAGAUUGCAUUUUGGCAAGGGAUCCCUAUUGUGCAUGGAACUCCGAAAAGAAAAGCUGCACAUGGAUUAUGGACAACAACAGCCAUAACAAUGAUUUGAUGCAGUUUCUGAAUGGAAAUGCAGCUCACUGCAAAAUCAAAGAUGUGGAAUCUGUUGAAUCUGAAGAGCUCGUGGUGGAUCAAGGAGGAUUGAAAGAACUGAAGUGCCUGCCUGCAUCCAGACUGGCUAAAGUUAGAUGGAAGUUAAAUAACACACUUCUCAGUGAGACUUCAAAGUAUCGAAUUGAUAAAAACAAACUGCUGAUUUUUCAUCUUACUGAAGCUGAUACUGGUGUCUAUGACUGCUGGACCACAGAAGCUGUGAAGGCAGACAUCUACGAACAGCUAGUGAAAAGGUAUUCUCUGAUCGUUGAGGGUCCAUCCAACGCAAUAGCAGCAUCGCCAACUGAGACGGAAGGUAAAUCUACAGUGACAAGCACAGAUAAAGAAAGGAAAUCACCUCACGCAAUCACACCCCGGAUUCAAACUGAGCUUUCCACUUCAACAAUGCUCCAGAUUUCAGCUGGCAUGCCCUCAAUCCCCAUGCUCAUACCUACUGAUCAUAAUGAUUUGGAAGUAGAAACUAAAAUUGCCAGAAGUUCUACUGAGUCUGAAGGAAUUAAUAGCAUUCUGUUGUUUUUCCUCGUGGUAAUUACACUUCUAUUCCUGAUGCUAAUUAUUUACAAUUGUUACAUGAAAUAUUUGCCAGGUCCUUGCUUGAAACUAAGUUUAGAUAAAGUCGGUGAUGGGAAGAAACCCAAAUUUGAUUAUGAUAAUGUUUCUGAGGAGCUUGUAAAGCAGCAGCCAGCGAAAAUCAAUGGAGAUAAUCUAGGUAGUGAGCAGAUUACAACUGGUGAUAAGGGUUAUGAAACUGAAUCAGACUGUGGGAAUGGCAAAAUUCCUAACACAGAGAAGCCCCAAGAGUUAAAGCAAAUCCAGGAAAACCACUCCAUCAAAUCUAUUGAUCUGGAGAAAGAUGCAGAUAUUAAAUACAUUGAUGAGGAGGCACAGAGCCUUUGCUAGCAGUCGGCCAUAGAUACAUUGUUUAUUAACGGGAGAGUAGGAAGUCUUUAAGAAAUAGUCCAAUUUAUGAAAUGCUAUAAAAUGUUACAGUAGAUUACAUAAAUUCUUUAAAAUGGUGUUAAAAGUGAAGUUCGCUCUCUUGUAUUCAACCUGCAUUAUAUUCAGCAGUCUCUGAUUAGAAUUUAUAUCUUUUCACUAUAUAGAUGAUUUGUAGUUCAUUCCAAAUUGGAAAUUAUUAAUUUAUCAAAUUGGUAAAUCUCAAGAUACUGUCCAAAUUGGAGCAUGAAUCUUUUUUUGCAUACACUGUAUAUGUGAUAUUUUGUAUUGCACUGAAAUUUGAGUAAUAUUCUGUAAGAGAUAUUUGUAGUUUAUUGCUGUAUCUAAUGUAGGUUGAUGCUUUUGUUUAUGCUAACAUUGUACACCUCAGGGAUCUGACCGUGAAUCUUAAAUUUGUAGGCUUUAUUUUAACUUUCCUCAUGCAAAUAGAGAAAGGACUGUUACAAUGAUGUGAGUGUGUGUUUGUGUCUAACUUUAAAUGAUGUACAUGUGUUAAGGUGAAGCAUGGGGUCUACAGGCCUUUGAUUCAUAGAAGUAAUACAUUUUAAAAGGAAUAAUAUGCAUUGUUAAAAUGCUUUUACUGAGCCAUGGCCACAGCAGAGGGCCUAAUCGAAAGACUUUUACCUGUGGAAGAAUAUUGCUACUCGGCUGCAUAUUGUGCCAAUUAUGGUCACAUUGAUACAGAGAUUACCUUUUCUUGCGGUAUGGAUCAAAUCAUAUACUGUGGACAAAGACUGAAAAUGACCAGACGGCCACAUCUUUUGCAGAGUUGUUGCUAUUGGGCUGUGGAUUUUGAAAGGCCCGAUGGACCUAAAGAACUGAUGGAAAUGCAUGGGAACCUGUGUUUUGCUGCUACAGAUAUUGAAUUAUUUUAGUAACCCACUGAACUGCUGCAGAAAAUAAGAGCAACAGUUGCAAUUAACCAGCUUUCUAACCUCCUGAUGGUAUGGCAGCACGAGACACUUGUAUUUUAAGUUUAUGUAUAGUAAGCAUUUUAUUUUCUGGCAACUUUAUCUGCUCAUGUGGGUGUAUAUAUGUAUAUGCAAAUGGAGGUUCCAUUGAAAUUGUUCAACAAAAGGUUUUAUGUAGAGUUAGCAUUGAGAAAUUAUUUCAUAUGCUACAGUUAGUGGUAUAAAUCGAUUCUUUCAAAGAGAAUUGAGUAUAAAGUUGUUUAUUUUUUUUAAAUUGUAAACAGAAUUUGAGGGCAACAAAGAUACCGUCAUCUUUUACAGAAAUAACAUUUGAUAGAACCCUAUGUGUUUGAGCAUAUGUGUUUGUUCUCAGUCUGUCGCACAUUCAGAAAUGUUUGGAGCCCUUUAGUGCUGCUACUUCUGCCUGACUCAGUCCAUUUAUCUUUUAUCCCAUAGUGCAUGACUGAUCUUCUUUGUAGUAUUUGUAUCUUUGCAACUCUGUUUGCUUUGUGCCUUUUCUGUCUCACAGCUUUUCCUGUUUUACCUUUCACUCCUAUUGGUUCCACCUCCACCUUUUGGGCAUGAUCCACCACCUUCCCUUGCUUUUACCCCAUCUGAAGGGUCCAGUGCAGUUGUCCAGUUAUUGCCACCGCUGCUCAGCGACCAGACAAACACUGUUUGUAGACCCGGAUCUGUUCAUCUCUUCUGUCAAGCUACUGGUGAGUAAGCAUCUGCUAACAGGAGUAUAAGUUUGUAUAAUUAGGCGACGGACAGAGAGAGAGAGAAAGAGUUUUCCUUUUUAGUGCUGAAAACUACUAGUGGUCUCAUUACCAAGGACGAGUGGUUUAAACGUAUUGACUGCAAAUGCGAGUUUUAUGAUGCUUUAAGUCCAGAACCAUUUCCUGCAAUUGUUAGAUUUUUCUGUACAAUAAUGUAAAGAAUUUUAUUAAGUACUUGUUUUUAUUUUUGUUUUUCACUUGGCCGAUAGUUUGUGAAAUGUGGUAAUGUUUGUGUAUUGAUCAUUUUUGACAUUGUUUUUAACCAAAUUCUACAAUAAAAUUAAAAAUGCCAAAAUC
Messenger RNA from Amblyraja radiata (thorny skate), 5001 nucleotides. It is a transcript of the gene sema4d, whose product is annotated as sema domain, immunoglobulin domain (Ig), transmembrane domain (TM) and short cytoplasmic domain, (semaphorin) 4D. Gene Ontology annotation, molecular function: chemorepellent activity; semaphorin receptor binding. Gene Ontology annotation, cellular component: plasma membrane. The record is from RefSeq and is a predicted model, not a curated record. Lineage: Eukaryota; Metazoa; Chordata; Chondrichthyes; Rajiformes; Rajidae. Gene Ontology annotation, biological process: positive regulation of GTPase activity; ossification involved in bone maturation; negative regulation of transcription by RNA polymerase II. The transcript has 15 exons. Bases 384 to 2957 code for a protein of 857 amino acids.